UUCCGAUCGUAGUCAAACUACCGAGUAAAGUUCUGAAGAAACCAAACUUUUCCCCGCCAUGGCGGGACCAUCACCGGGGCAUUGCCCCUACCCGGUUGAAGGAACUUUGCCAGCUUACAUGACAACCCGUCACAACGAUGGAAUACUGCGUGUGUUAUUGCUUCGUGCCAGAGAAUCGAACGAAAAGGAUGUUGAUCAAACCCAAAAUACCCAACCCAACAAACAAAAAGAACCAGCUCGAUUGCCAUCAAAUCCCUUCCUCAUUGCCCGUUCUAUUGAAGCAGUUAUCGGGUACGAAAACCGAUCUUUGGUAACCGCCACAAAGGAAGCAAGAGGUACAAGAACAAACUUUCAUCCGACGGGUCCUACAACACCACAUAGAAGGCUGGCCAGGAAGUCGAAAACCCUGAGGUAGCUAUCGAAACCACAGCUACAGGAAGCCACCACCGGACCCUAACGGAAACUGUUCUUGGAAGUGACCCCAGUUAAUCCCCUUUCCUUUCCUAUAAUAAAAUUCAAAUUAACAGUUGAGUAGCCGCGACGAUUACGGCCCCCCUCUUACUAACCCCCCAAAGUUAGGAAAAAUACUCCCGGCAAAUAAAAACUUUAUAAGUGAAAUGCCUUAAUAAAACCAUUUGUAAAUAAAAAAAAAAAAAAAUGACCAA
This is a messenger RNA of Uranotaenia lowii, 665 nucleotides long. RefSeq lists its product as uncharacterized. The transcript has 2 exons. NCBI's taxonomy places the organism in Eukaryota, Metazoa, Arthropoda, Insecta, Diptera, Culicidae. Bases 59 to 415 code for a protein of 118 amino acids. The record is from RefSeq and is a predicted model, not a curated record.